This is a messenger RNA of Solanum tuberosum (potato), 3572 nucleotides long. RefSeq names its product probable alpha,alpha-trehalose-phosphate synthase [UDP-forming] 7. The transcript is spliced from 4 exons. The record is from RefSeq and is a predicted model, not a curated record. Gene Ontology annotation, molecular function: trehalose-phosphatase activity. Gene Ontology annotation, cellular component: cytosol. NCBI's taxonomy places the organism in Eukaryota, Viridiplantae, Streptophyta, Magnoliopsida, Solanales, Solanaceae. Bases 278 to 2851 code for a protein of 857 amino acids. Gene Ontology annotation, biological process: trehalose biosynthetic process.
AAUAAAUAAGGUAUUUUUUUUUAAAAAAUUUCUCUGGAUAUUCAUAAUCCAGCAACUUUCUUUGUACCCAUUUGGAGAUCACCCUUUUUAUUUCACAUAUAUAGAGAACAAAUCCCAAAUCUUUCUUGUUUUUUAUGCUUUAUCAAACCCUAAAAUCCACCCUCUUCAACUCUAAAGAUCGAGUCUUUCACUGAAAAAGAUCCAAGAUUUGCUGCUUUUUGAAUCUUAGAGAAAAUUGAAAUUCCCCAAUUAGAGGAAGUCAAGAAUCUUUGUUAGAAUGAUGUCUAGAUCGUAUACCAAUCUUUUGGAUUUGGCAUCUGGGAAUUUUCCAGUAAUGGGAAGAGAGAGGGAUAGGCGACGGAUGUCGCGGGUAAUGACAGUUCCUGGGAGUAUAUGUGAACUGGAUGAUGACCAGGCUGUUAGUGUUUCUUCUGAUAAUCAAUCUUCACUUGCUGGUGAUCGGAUGAUUGUUGUGGCGAAUCAGUUGCCAUUGAAAGCGAAAAGGAGACCGGAUAAUAAGGGCUGGAGUUUUAGUUGGAAUGAGGAUUCUUUGCUUUUGAGACUUAAGGAUGGUUUACCUGAAGAUAUGGAAGUAUUGUUUGUUGGGUCUUUAUCUGUUGAUGUUGAUCCAAUUGAACAGGAUGAUGUUUCUAGCUAUCUUUUGGAUAAAUUCAGAUGUGUGCCGACGUUUCUUCCACCUAAUAUUGUGGAAAAAUACUAUGAGGGAUUCUGCAAGAGGCAUUUGUGGCCACUUUUUCACUACAUGUUACCAUUUUCACCUGACCAUGGAGGCCGCUUUGAUCGUUCUAUGUGGGAAGCAUAUGUUUCUGCCAACAAGAUGUUUUCACAGAAAGUGGUUGAGGUGCUUAAUCCUGAGGAUGAUUUUGUUUGGAUUCAUGAUUAUCAUUUGAUGGUGUUGCCCACGUUCUUGAGAAGGCGGUUCAAUCGAUUGAGGAUUGGGUUUUUCCUUCACAGUCCAUUUCCUUCAUCUGAGAUUUACAGGACACUUCCUGUUAGAGAGGAAAUACUUAAGGCUCUUCUAUGUUCUGACCUUGUUGGAUUCCACACUUUCGACUAUGCUCGACAUUUCCUUUCGUGUUGCAGUCGAAUGUUGGGUUUAGAGUACCAGUCUAAAAGAGGUUAUAUAGGAUUGGAAUAUUAUGGAAGGACAGUAGGUAUCAAGAUUAUGCCAGUAGGGAUACAUAUGGGUCACAUUGAGUCUAUGAAGAAAAUUUCAGAUAAAGAGCUGAAGUUUAAGGAGCUCAAACAACAAUUUGAAGGAAAAACUGUUCUGCUUGGAGUUGAUGACUUGGAUAUUUUCAAAGGUAUCAACUUAAAGCUUCUAGCGAUGGAGCACAUGCUCAAACAGCACCCCAGUUGGCAAGGGCAGGCUGUGCUUGUUCAGAUUGCCAAUCCUAUGAGGGGUAAAGGAAUAGAUUUAGAGGAAAUACAGGCUGAGAUACAGGAAAGCUGCAAGAGGAUUAAUAAGCAAUUUGGCAAGCCUGGAUAUGAGCCUAUAGUUUAUAUUGAUAGGUCCGUGUCCAGUAGCGAGCGCAUGGCUUAUUAUAGUGUUGCUGAAUGUGUUGUUGUCACAGCUGUUAGGGAUGGGAUGAACCUGACUCCAUAUGAAUACAUCGUUUGUCGACAGGGUGUAUCGGGUGCAGAAACAGAUUCAGGUGUAGGUGGACCUGACAAGAGCAUGCUAGUUGUGUCAGAAUUCAUUGGGUGUUCUCCUUCCUUAAGUGGGGCGAUCCGUAUUAAUCCAUGGAAUGUUGAGGCAACUGCUGAGGCAAUGAAUGAGGCUGUAUCAAUGGCUGAACAAGAGAAACAGCUACGACAUGAGAAGCAUUACCGUUAUGUCAGCACCCACGAUGUUGCUUAUUGGUCGAGAAGUUUCUUGCAAGAUAUGGAGAGAACUUGUGCUGAUCACUUUAGGAAAAGAUGCUAUGGCAUUGGUUUAGGCUUUGGGUUUAGAGUUGUUUCCCUAGAUCCCAACUUCAGGAAGCUGUCAAUUGAUGAUAUUGUGAAUGCUUAUAUCAAGUCUAAGAGCAGGGCCAUAUUCCUGGACUAUGACGGAACUGUGAUGCCGCAGAAUUCUAUCAUUAAGUCUCCUAGUGCUAAUGUUAUCUCCAUCCUGAAUAAACUUUCUGGUGAUCCAAACAACACAGUCUUCAUUGUUAGUGGAAGAGGGAGGGAAAGCCUAACCAAGUGGUUUUCUCCUUGUAGAAAACUAGGACUUGCAGCAGAACAUGGCUACUUUUUGAGAUGGGAACGAGAACAGAAAUGGGAAGUAUGCAGUCAGACCUCUGAUUUUGGGUGGAUGCAACUUGCUGAACCUGUGAUGCAAUCCUAUACAGACGCUACAGAUGGUUCUUGCAUAGAAAGAAAGGAAAGUGCUAUAGUGUGGCAGUAUAGUGAUGCGGAUUCUGGAUUUGGGUUUUCUCAGGCAAAGGAGAUGCUUGAUCAUCUGGAGAGUGUUUUAGCGAAUGAGCCGGUUGCCGUGAAAAGCGGUCAGCACAUUGUGGAAGUGAAGCCUCAGGGGGUCACCAAAGGUUUAGUUGCAGAAAAAGUCUUUACAUCUUUAGCAGUGAAAGGAAAACUGGCGGAUUUUGUGCUUUGCAUUGGUGAUGAUAGAUCAGAUGAAGAUAUGUUUGAAAUCAUUGGCGAUGCUUUGUCCAGAAAUAUUAUUUCAUAUGAUGCCAAGGUAUUUGCUUGCACAGUUGGACAAAAACCUAGCAAAGCAAAGUAUUACUUGGAUGACACAUCCGAGGUGGUGCUUAUGCUAGACUCCCUUGCUGAUGCCACUGAUACUCCAGUGACUUCCGAUGAUGAACCUGCGGACUCCGACUGAAUGUAGCUACCAGAUGUUUUGUUUGCUUUGGUUACCUUCUCUACUGAAUGUACAUUCCAGGUCUGAAGAUGGCACAUUGUCCAUUUGAUUUCGGUUUCGAGGUUUAAGAAAGUGGAGUCUCAAAUUCUGUUCAAUCAUUCUUUCCUUUCUGAUUGUUCUAUUCUUUUAUCAUUAGCCUGGAUGUAAUAUAUCUCUGAGAAGGGGAGAAACAUAGAAUUGAAUGCGCAUUCCUAAGACUGCUUGAAAAGAAACCAUCAAGUGCUGGAGGGCGACUAUCAUUUAUGCAGAAUCAGAGAACCACAAGAGGGGUGGGACGAGCCAAAGAUGUUAGACAUGGUUUCUGUAAGACCAAAUGAGGUAGAGAAUUUAUUAGUACAGACGAAAGAUUUGAUCAUUCCUGAAUUAUGCUGGAACUAAAUGAAGUUCAGGUUGUUUACACCAAUUGUGGUGGCAAAGCUUUAACUGAAGACUGCUUUGUGGCUGCUUGAUACUUGAAUUGGUAGUAUAUUGAAGUUCUCUUUUUUAAAGUUGGUCGCAUGUGGACCUAGUUUAGAUUAGCAUUGUGUCAGUGGGCAUGGCUGUGACUAGCAAUAAGCAUCAACUAUGUUGGAUUGAGUCAGUGGUUUUGGUAGUCUUCUUGCUGUACAGUAUAUGGUUAAUGAUGUGAAUUGAGAAGAUUUCUCUGCUCUUUUAUGGUCCUAUCAAAUGCAUUGUGUGGAUA